Messenger RNA from Trichomycterus rosablanca, 6073 nucleotides. RefSeq names its product arginine-glutamic acid dipeptide (RE) repeats a (gene rerea). Gene Ontology annotation, biological process: regulation of DNA-templated transcription. Bases 648 to 5204 code for a protein of 1518 amino acids. The record is from RefSeq and is a predicted model, not a curated record. The transcript is spliced from 22 exons. Lineage: Eukaryota; Metazoa; Chordata; Actinopteri; Siluriformes; Trichomycteridae. Gene Ontology annotation, cellular component: nucleus. Gene Ontology annotation, molecular function: transcription corepressor activity; chromatin binding; sequence-specific DNA binding.
GAGAGAGAGAGAGAGAGCACGCUCUGUGUGUGCGCGCGCAUACGAACCGGAGAGAAAGCGCAUGCACGAGAGUGAGUGUAUGAAUGUGAAUGUGUGUGCGUGUGUAUGUGUGUGUAUGUGUGUGUGUGUGUGUGUGUGUGAAAAAAGGAAGCGGUGUGUGUAAGCGCUGAACUCGGUGAUUUCCUCGCCUUCAUCCCCCCAGCCCCGCCGCUACAUUUCGGACCGGAAUGACCGGGGUGAGACGGAUCCUGGUCGGUCUCGGAUUGAUCGGGUGAUUUACAGCGAGCGAUCGGGGAUCUCGGGCUUUUGUUCCGCCGCUGUUGCUCUCUUCUCAUCCGCAUGUAGGAUAAAGUGGCUGCUCAACCGCGCUCAGCUCCGGCUCCUGGAUCCUGGAUCCGAGCCCGACCCGAGUUUGGCUCGAUCUGCUCGAAAAUCCCGGAUUAUUUACGGUCCGAGUGGGUUUGAAGCGGUUAUCGGAACUUGGAGACCACCAGCCUGGCGGGCGCUCCUGAAACCCUGGGGUUAUUGGUGUGGCCACAUUUUCCCUGGAUUUGAUUGGUAAAUUCAGAAGACUGAAGCCCAGGCUCACAGUCUACCUUUCACGGAGGCCCAGCCGUGAGAGGACAGAAGAAGGCACGUGGCGAAUCAUGACCGCCGACAAAGAGAAAGACAAGGAGCGGGAGCGCGACAGGGAGCGGGAACGGCGCGACAAGACGCGAGAGAGCGAGAGCUCGCGGCCGCGGCGCAGCUGCACACUGGAGGGCGGCGCCAAGAACUACGCAGAGAGCGAGCACAGCGAGGACGAGGAGAACGAAGGGGCCGGCGGCGCCGCCGCUCCCGAGGAGGCCACCAAAAAGGGCAAGAAGAAGCUACCUAAGAAGAAGUCGCGCUAUGAGCGGACCGAGACCGGCGACAUCACUUCCUUCGUCACGGAGGACGACAUUGUUUACAGGCCUGGUGAUUGUGUGUAUAUAGAAAGCCGCCGGCCCAACACACCCUACUUCAUCUGUAGCAUUCAGGACUUUAAACUGAGUAAACGGGACCAUCUGUUAAUGAGCGUGAAAUGGUACUACCGCCAGUCCGAGGUACCCGACUCUGUCUACCAGCACCUCGUACAAGACCGCAACAAUGAGAAUGACUCUGGACGGGAGCUGGUCAUCACCGACCCUGUGGUAAAAAGCAGAGAGCUCUUCAUCUCCGACUACGUGGACACCUACCACACUGCGGCCCUCAGGGGGAAAUGUAACAUAGCCCACUUCUCAGACAUUUUCGCCGCCAAGGAGUUCAAACCUCAAAUCGACUCAUUUUUCUACAUUUUAGGAUAUAACCCUGAAACUAGGCGGUUAAACAGCACUCAAGGGGAGAUUCGAGUCGGUCCCAGUCACCAGGCCAAGCUCCCCGAUCUGCAGCCCUUCCCCUCUCCUGGAGGCCAAGUGACUGAGAAUGAGGAGCUGGUCUGGAUGCCCGGGGUCAACGACUGUGACCUGCUUAUGUACCUGCGGGCAGCCAGGAGCAUGGCAGCAUUCGCUGGGAUGUGCGAUGGAGGCUCGACGGAGGACGGCUGUCUCGCUGCCUCAAGAGAUGACACUACACUUAAUGCAUUAAACACUCUACACGAAAGCAGCUACGACGCGGGGAAGGCCCUGCAGCGGCUGGUGAAGAAGCCGGUCCCAAAGCUCAUAGAAAAGUGCUGGUCCGAAGAUGAAGUGAAACGGUUCAUAAAAGGGCUUCGACAAUACGGCAAGAACUUUUUCAGGAUUCGUAAAGAGCUGCUACCUAACAAGGAAACAGGAGAGCUGAUCACCUUUUACUAUUACUGGAAGAAAACCCCAGAAGCUGCUAGCUCCCGAGCCCACCGCCGGCACCGGAGACAACCUGUCUUCCGCCGAAUCAAGACCCGCACAGCCACCACGCCUGUCAACACUCCCUCCCGGCCGCCUUCCAGCGAGUUUUUGGAUCUAAGCUCUGCCAGCGAGGAUGACUUUGAUAGUGAGGACAGCGAGCAGGAACUGAAGGGCUACGCCUGCCGCCACUGCUUCACUACCACCUCUAAGGACUGGCAUCACGGGGGACGGGAGAAUAUCCUGCUGUGCACAGACUGCCGAAUCCAUUUUAAGAAGUACGGUGAGCUACCACCUAUCGAGAAGCCUGUGGACCCACCUCCUUUUAUGUUUAAACCUGUCAAAGAGGAAGAUGAUGGACUUGGUGGGAAGCAUAGCAUGAGGACCCGACGGAACCGUGGGCCGAUGUCAACGUUAAGAAGUGGCCGGAAGAAGCAGACAGCCAGCCCAGAUGGCCGAGCCUCACCAAUCAAUGAGGACUUGCGAUCGAGUGGUCGUACCUCUCCCAGCGCAGCCAGCACCUCCAGCACUGACAGCAAAAUGGACUCUGUGAAGAAACCCACUAAGAAGAUAGAAGAGGAGGCCCCGUCUCCUUUGAAGAGUGCCAAACGUCAGAGAGAGAAGGGAUCCUCAGACACAGAGGAGCCUGAAAGAGUCAGUGCUAAAAAGUCAAAGACUCAGGAGCUGAGUCGACCCAACUCCCCCUCAGAGUGUGAGGGAGAGGGCGAGGCAGAGAGCUCAGAUGGUCGCAGCGUGAAUGACGAUGGCAGCGACCCCAAGGACAUCGACCAGGACAACCGCAGUUCGUCUCCCAGCAUUCCAAGCCCACGUGACAAUGAAAGUGACUCAGAUUCAUCAGCGCAGCAGCAAGUCCUUCAGGGCCAGCACCCUCCUGUUAUCCAGUGCCAGACAGGCCCUUUACCCCCUGCACCCUUGUCUUCUGCCACAGCAGCCCCCACACCCCCUACGUCAAGCGCUGCUCCGCUCUCUUCCCAAGUGUCUCCGUCUGUGCCCACAACACCCAUCCCUCCUUCGACAGGUCCGCUUUCUCACAUCCAGUCUGGAGCAGCACUUCAUCCUCAGAGACUCCCCUCUCCCCACUCACCCAUGCAGGGUAUUUCUCAAAUCCCAGUGCCCUCGCAGAGCGGCCCGCAACCUCUGCAGCCUUCACUUCACGGCCCUAUGCCACCGAUAGGCCAUCCUCACAUGCCUCAUCCUCACUCCUCUUCCAUACCUCCACAGAACUUCCCUCUCGCUCAGUCUCAGGUUCCUUCAUCCCCAGUUUCAUCCCAGUCACAGUCUUCCUCACUGUCCCAACAGCAGCAACGACCUCACACUCCACCUUCGCAGUCCUCCUCCUCUCAAAGUGCCACUCAGCCACCUCGAGAGCAGCCAUUGCCCCCAGCACCCAUGCCCAUGCCUCACAUCAAGCCUCCUCCCACCACCCCCAUCCCUCAAAUGCAGAACCCUCAAACACACAAGCAUCCUCCGCACUUGUCAGCACCACAGUUUCCUCAGAAGCCACCCAACCUGCCCCCUCUGCCUGCCCUGAAGCCCCUCAGUUCACUGUCCACACACCAUACGCCCUCAGCCCACCCACCGCCACUGCAGCCCAUGCCUCAGCAGCUGCAGCUUCCAGCCACCCAGCCUCCUGUUCUCACACAGUCUCAGAACCACGUGCCUCCUCCAGCUCCACCUCUCCCCUCGGCAUCUACUGCCUCUUCACACUCAGCAUCUUCACAGCCACCCUUUCCUCCUCAUCCUUUCAUCCCAGGUGGCUCAGCUGCUCUCCCACCCUCCUCAGUUCCUCCAUCCGUGGCAGGAUCAUUGUCUGGACUGCAGCAGCCCCAGUCAUCCAUCUCCAUGCCCCUGCCAGCUUCCGUCAGUGUGCCCUGCCCAGGACCUUCCACCAUGCCCACUGUGCAGAUUAAAGAAGAGCCUCUGGAUGAGGUGGAGGAGCCCGAAAGCCCCCCAUCACCAGAGAGGGGCCCUUCACCAGUGCCCACCAUCGUCAACACGGCCAGCCAUGCCAGCCAAUCCGCACGGUUCUAUAAGUACCUGGAUCGAGGCUACAACACGUGUGCAAGAACUGACUUCUACUUUACUCCACUUCCAUCAUCCAAGCUGGCUAAGAAACGUGAAGAAGUGUUGGAGAAGGCUAAGAGAGAAGCAGAGCAGAAAGCACGAGAGGAAAAAGAAAAGGAAAGGGAACGAGAAAAGGAGAGGGAGCGGGAAAGGGAACGCGAAAAGGAGGCUGAGAGAGCUGCUAAAUCAUCCAGCUCUUCACACGAAUGCAGGCUGGGUGAUCCUCCAAUGGCUUGCCAUGCUCAUAUGCGACCGCACUUUGAUGCCCCUCCGACCACCAUUGCCGCCGUCUCACCCUACAUCGGCCCGGACACGCCAGCUUUGCGCACUCUAAGCGAGUACGCACGACCCCACGUCAUGUCCCCCACCAAUCGCAACCACCCGUUCUUCAUGCCUUUGAACCCCGGAGAGCCGCUGCUGGCCUACCACAUGCAAGGAUUAUACAACGUCGACCCCAGCAUGCGCGAGCGGGAGCUGAGAGAGCGGGAGAUGCGCGAGCGGGAGAUCCGUGAGAGAGAGCUCAGGGAGAGGAUGAAGCCUGGGUUUGAGGUUAAACCAGCUGACCUGGAAAGUCUGCACCCUUCAGCCAACCCCAUGGAGCACUUUGCACGUCACGGCCCUAUCGGUUUACCCCCCAUGGCGGGACACCCGUUCGCCUCUUUUCACCCAGGACUGAACCCGUUAGAGCGUGAGCGCCUGGCACUUGGGGGCCCUCAGCUGCGGCCCGAUAUAGCCUACCCGGACCGGCUGGUCGCUGAGCGCCUGCACGAAAGGAUGGCCAAUGACCCUAUCGCCAGACUACAGAUGUUCAACGUGACGCCACAUCAUCACCAGCAUUCGCAUAUCCACUCGCACCUACACCUACACCAGCAGGACCCACUGCACCAAGGUGGUGGUGAAUGUCUUGUGUGUCCACCAGGUUCUGGGGCUCAUCCACUAGCCGUUGACCCGCUGGCUGCCGGACCCCACCUGGCACGCUUCCCGUACCCGCCCGGAGCCAUCCCUAACGCGCUGCUCGGCCAACCGCCACACGAACAUGAAAUGCUGCGCCACCCUGUGUUCGGUACACCAUACCCGCGAGAUUUGCCUGGCGGAUUACCUCCACCAAUGUCUGCAGCACACCAGCUACAGGCUAUGCACGCUCAGUCUGCAGAGCUGCAGAGACUGGCAAUGGAGCAGCAGUGGCUGCACGGCCACCAUCACAUGCACGGAGGCCCACUGCCUGGACAGGAAGACUACUACAGUCGGUUGAAGAAGGAGAGUGAUAAGCAGCUGUGAUCAUUUAGAGGGAUGUGACGUUACAGAGGUCAGCAGGACACAGGAAGUCGAGCCAAAACAGUCACUGACAGGAACUUGUGUGCCCUUGGAACAUUUGAAAUAAAAGACCAGAACAAGGACCAUCUUAUUUUCUUUUUUUUUCUUUUUUUUACUCUAAGACUUUUUUUUCCCUAAGACAUUGACUUCAUUUUUGGUAUAGCGUGCAAGUAGUGACAACGUCCUCAAGACUGAUUGUGACUUUCCUGCAUGAACAUCCUCUGAGAAGCUUCCCUGACAUUUUUUGUAGGUGCUAGAAUACCAGACACUUUGUCACUGUGCUUAUUCAAAAAGGUGGAAAAGGAGCAUUCGGGCCAUUAUAUCUGAAAAGUGCUAUCUUAAAUUUAAUGUUUAUUUUAAUACAUUGUAGGACGUUUUUCAUAAUUUUACGAAAAGCUACAGCAUGGCAUUUUUGAGUCUGUAAAUAGUAUAUAUAAAUAUAUAUAUACAUAUGAUUAUUGUUAUUAUUAUUAAUAGGUGUGGAAUCCUGACACAUCGUUAGACCUCCAGUAAAAUAGUCCUGAAGCAUCAGCCCUUGUUUCAGAGGGGAACAUUAUUUGAGCAGGUAGCCUUUUUCGGUGGUUGCGGCCCAUAAACAGGGUCACUAAGAGAGUGGUACCAGAUUUCUAUCCACAAACACCUUAGCUGAAUGCUCAAGUUGAGCUGCUUUCUGUUUUAUGGACUCACACACACACACACACAAACCCGCUCAUGUCAUGACCAUGUUCAUUUUUUUUUAUUGUUUUCAGUGGUUGGAUUCGAAAUGUGGCACACAUGUGCACUGAUGAUGACACGAAAUAAUUGCACUGAAUAAAACCAGAUAAUAUUUUAAA